AUGAAUCGCGAACUUGAGGAACUGAGGAUGCAAUCCCCGCGUCCCGAGACACCUGAGCCAGAUUCACGGCAGGGACGUCGGAACGGUGCGUCUGGCGUGCAACUGCUCGAUGCAGAAGGAGCUAUAUCGAUACAGUUAGAAUCAUGUCUGAAGCACAUAUUCGCGAAAUAUUGCACACCGCGACCGGUUCCUGCGCAGAAAGGGGCGGGUUUGCUUUCUCCACCAGAGGGUGCGUAUCUUGCCCCGGAGGGAUUAGACGCAUGGGCCCGGGAUACAAAUGGUGCUCCAUUCGACGAUGCGACGAAAGAGGAAUUGAUGGAAUUUCUAGACGUUACGGAGGAUGGUAAUUUAACAUUUAAAGGAUUCAUGCAAGUAUAUCAGCUACAAACGGAGAAUGAUGAAGAAGAAACAUGGAGAGAUUUGUCCAAUCACGGAUUUGAUCGGACCCUCAGACUGGUUGCUACGCGGAGAGAAGAUAUGGAUGCAGACGAGCGCGGCCCCUUGUGA
Molecule: messenger RNA, 507 nt
Organism: Fibroporia radiculosa
Lineage: Eukaryota; Fungi; Basidiomycota; Agaricomycetes; Polyporales; Fibroporiaceae
Exons: 4
Coding region: 1-507 (168 amino acids)
Source: RefSeq, a predicted model, not a curated record